AUGGAGGGGCGGGUGCUGCGGCGCAGCGUGACGCUGGCGGACCAGCUCGCCGCGGUGGGGUCAGCGCCGUCGGUCGCGGUCGCGGGGCCCGGGGGGGCCGCCGCUGCGGGGUCCUGCAACCUCCGCGACCUGCUCAAGCUCCGCGACGAGGACGACCUCGCGUCGGCCGGGCGCCGGGCCGCCGUCACGCUCGCCUCCGCCAUGGCCGCCGAGAGGCAGGUGUCGUCGGCGCCGUCCCCGUCGUCGUCGUCCGCCGCCGCCGCCGCCGCGGCAGCGGCGCGCACCCUCCUCGACAUCAUCCGCGACGACCAGCCUCCCGCCUCGGGGCCCACCGCCGCCGCCGGUGACCCCCUCGUCCGCCGCGCCAUGUCGCUGCCACCCCCGACCACGGCCACGGCGUCUCCGCCGGCGCCGGCACCCGCCGCCGCCGAGGCCGCCCCUCCCCCGCCUCCGCCUCCUCCGCCGCCCGCGGCCGCGUCGGCGGAUGAGGAGGAGCAGGAGCAGAGGGUCUCCCUGAUGGCGCUCCUGGAGCAGACGGACCGGCAGUGGAGCGCCGUCCCGGGCGGCGCAACCCAGCCCGAAGAAGAAGAUUCAGCGACGUCGGAGGCGCUGGAACCGGCGGACGACACGGAGCUGGAGCCGGAGGCUGCGGGCAGAGGCAUGGUCGCCGGGUGCUGCUGCGUGUGCAUGGCCCGGGCCAAGGGCGCGGCCUUCAUCCCCUGCGGCCACACCUUCUGCCGCGCCUGCGCCCGCGAGCUCCUCGCCGGCCGCGGCCGCGGCCGCUGCGCUCUGCAACGCCGCCAUCGUCGAUGUCCUCGACAUCUUCUGACCCACCACCCACCCCCGCCCUCUGGUGUGGUGCCGACCGACACCUCGUCCGGCGAAAUGCAAGGAAGGACCGCCCUCUUCGGAUCGUCGCCCAAUCCGGUGCGCCCGCGACUGAAAUAG
This is a messenger RNA of Miscanthus lutarioriparius, 948 nucleotides long. The record is from the annotation of a GenBank genome assembly. NCBI's taxonomy places the organism in Eukaryota, Viridiplantae, Streptophyta, Magnoliopsida, Poales, Poaceae.